Molecule: messenger RNA, 1253 nt
Organism: Rhododendron vialii
Lineage: Eukaryota; Viridiplantae; Streptophyta; Magnoliopsida; Ericales; Ericaceae
Product: LIM domain-containing protein WLIM1-like
Exons: 5
Coding region: 352-945 (197 amino acids)
Biological process (GO): actin filament bundle assembly
Cellular component (GO): actin cytoskeleton; plasma membrane
Molecular function (GO): actin filament binding
Source: RefSeq, a predicted model, not a curated record
ACUGAACAGCUCCCAAAAAGGACUACCAUUUGCUUAUGUAUGCUUUAAUCAGAGUUAGAGAAGUAGAGAGAAGAAAAGGUGGCAAAAUAUCUGGCAAAGGUCGUCAGAGGGAUUUACAUAUUCGGACAAAAUGAUUUGUCAAAAACGACCAACUCUGGCACUCUGCUUUUGGUAUCCCCUGUUAACCACCUCUCUCUCUCUACCCACCUUAUCUCUCCCCCUUCAACAUUCCUCACCCUUCAAGAUUUCUCAGUCACUGGAUCCCUUCUUUUAGAGAGAGAGAGAGAGAGAGAGAGAGAGAGAGAAGAGGCAGAACCUUCUUCUUCUUGUUGUGUGUGAGAAUUGGAAGCCAUGGCCUUUGCAGGAACAACCCAGAAGUGCAUGGCAUGUGAAAAGACAGUCUAUCUGGUGGACAAGCUGACUGCAGAUAACCGUGUCUUCCACAAGGCUUGUUUCAGAUGCCAUCACUGCAAAGGAACACUCAAGCUUGGAAACUACAACUCCUUUGAGGGGGUCCUGUACUGCAGGCCACACUUCGAUCAACUCUUCAAAAUGACCGGUAGCCUUGACAAAAGCUUUGAAGGGACACCAAAAAUUGUGAAACCAGAGAAACCUAUUGAUAAUCAGAAACCUCUGGCGAGUAAAGCAUCAAACAUGUUCGGGGGAACCAGAGAUAAAUGCCUGGGCUGUAAGAAUACCGUCUAUCCAACUGAAAAGGUUACGGUGAAUGGAACGGCGUACCACAAAAGUUGUUUCAAAUGCAGCCAUGGAGGCUGCACAAUAAGCCCUUCCAACUACAUUGCACAUGAGGGCCGGCUUUACUGCAAACACCACCACACCCAACUGAUAAGGGAGAAAGGCAACUUAAGCCAGCUCGAGGGUGACCAUGAGAAGGAUUCUGCAAAUGAAAAAGUCAAGGUCAGAGAAGUUGCUGCUGAGUCAUGAUCUGCUUGAGGAAUAUUCACCCUCAAUCUUGUGGUUUUUUCUGCGGUCCAUUUUAAUGCAGUAAUGAUCUUCUACUUUCCAUGCAGUGGAGAAAUGUUUUACACUACCAAAGUGGAUGGAAGUCUCGAAUGUUUCCACUUACCAGUUUGUGUGUUCUGUCUUUUCGUUUGUUGUUUCUUGUGCUUUCAUGAGGACUUGGCUAUUCUUAAUAUCAUAAGACAAGUAAUAUGCCAGUGUUAUUGGAAAACUCUUAUUCCCUUCCAUCAGUUUUGAAUAAAUGCCAUUGGUGCCGGUUGCUUUUGCUUGUA